GACUCCUCCCUUUCUGCCCCCUGCCCCUCUUACCCUCCUACCUCCAUACCUUCUUACCCCUCUCCUCUUCGGUCCACAGCAAGUCAUGAAGCUUAAUUAUCAAUCAGACCUGUCAGACGUGGAUAGUCAUUUGGGUAUCAUGAAAAAUGAACAUACAAUGUUUCAUCUUGCGUCAGCUGAAAUUCAAGUGCCUUCUUCUUUCACUGGCCAUCGUGUGUCUUUUCAAGUUUCUUGUCGUCCACAAAAAAUACUCUGCUAAAGACGGCUUACUCGUAGGACCACAUGGAAACACAGAAAACACGUCCAGAAUCCAGCUAAAGAAAUAUGACAUUGAUUGUUCUGCAAUCUAUAACCUGGAACCAAUGGAAGUUGGAAAAUCCUUAGAAAUCAGGCAUAAAAACAUUAUCGAUUUGGAAGAUGACGAUAUUGUCAGUUUGACUUCAGACUGUGAGAGUUACAAAGAGUUGAGAGAACACAUGCAUAAACCAUUAUCAGACGAGGAGAAGGAUUUUCCCUUGGCUUACUCUUUGGUUCUGCAUAAGCAUGCUUCCAUGGUAGAAAGGAUGUUGUGGGCCAUCUACAUGCCUCAUAAUAUUUACUGCCUUCACUAUGACCAAAAAUCUUCAAAGACGUUUAUUGCUGCUAUGGAGAACCUAGCUAAGUGCUUCCCCAACGUUUUUAUCGCCUCUAGAUUGGAAUCAGUAGAUUAUGCCCACAUAACAAGGCUUAAAGCUGACCUCAACUGUCUGUCUGACCUUCUUGGGUCUGUAGUCCCAUGGAGAUAUGUCAUCAACUUGUGCGGCCAAGACUUCCCACUCAGGUCCAACUUUGAGCUGGUGGCAGAGUUGAAGAAACUGCAGGGGGCCAACGUGCUCGAGUCAACCCGUCCCAGUCAACUAAAGAAACAGCGCUUUGAAUUUCAGCACGUACUGAAGGACAUCGAAUUUGAUUACAAAAGAAUUCCUGUUAAGACAGCACUGACCAAAGCACCUCCGCCACACAGCAUCGAGGUCUUUGUGGGAAGUGCCUACUUCAUCUUGUCACACGAGUUUGUGAAAUACAUCUAUGACAGUCAGCUGAUGCAUGACUUCUUGUCCUGGUCUGCAGAUACCUACUCACCAGACGAACACUUCUGGGCCACGCUGGUGCGAGUCCCAGGGGUACCUGGUGAAAUCCCAAGGUCCCAACCCGAUGUCACGGAUCUGAUGAGUAAAACACGCUUAGUAAAAUGGGUAUACCUGGAGGGGUCACUGUAUCCCCCCUGCACUGGCAGUCACAUGCGUGCUGUGUGCAUCUAUGGGGCUGCAGAGUUCCGCUGGCUCCUUACUUAUGGGCACUGGUUUGCCAAUAAGUUUGACUCUAAAGUUGAUCCUGUUAUUGUUCAGUGCUUGGAAGAAAAACUGGAGGAAACUCAGCGACACUGGGUCAGCUUGGCAUCAGAAGAAACAUUUUGGAGGAAUAUCUGAAGUCUGUAUACAAUAGUUGUACUGGAAACAAAUACAGUUAUUUUUUUGUUUUCAGAAAGGGUGAUUUACUUCUUUUGGUUAGUCUAUUUUUUUAAAUGACAGAGUCCCUCUGGGUCCUCCUUUUCACUUCCACAUCCCUUCUGACCCCUCCCACUUCCCUCUGACUCCUCCCAUCUCCCCUGGCCCCUCCCAGUUACACAGACCCCUCCUAUUUUUAUAUUGACCCCUCCCACUUCCCUAUCUAGUUUUCUUCUCAACUAAAUCAAUAUUUAUUCCCUGAAAGUUAUGUUGAUUAAUGCAGAUUUAUAAAAUACAACAUCACAGUCACCCCUGCAAAAUCACAAGGGUUAGGGGCAGAAGAACCCUUGUGAAUGAAAAAAUCCAAGAAGAAUACUUGGGCACCUCUAACCUCAAAUCAAUCUGCAAGCCUGAAUGAUAAAAUAAAAAGCCUAUUUUUACCCAAUUUAUAAGCGAAUACUACAGUUCUGCACACCUGGCAUGUCGAAUUGUUGUCAUUUCCUAUCUAUCGUUUUUUAUAUGGCACACAGACCAUGUAAAUUAUGCUACUUCAUGUACAAAGUUAUACUGUAGGCCCUGAGGGCCAGAGUCAGCCCAUCCUAUAGGAGGCAACAGCAAAAAUGGGACCCAUUUGAUUAGGGGGCGUUAAAGAGCGAGUGAAAAAAAUCAGAAGAAAUACCUCAGGUUGCAUUCCCCAAUAUUACAGUUAUUUACACUAGUUUUAAUAUUUCACUGCUUUUCUUGUGAAAUAGACACGAGCACCCAGAUUCAAUGUGCUACGGAAAUGUUCCUAAUACCAAUGAACUGACAAAAUUGGCUUUGUACUGCUUGGGGAGUUGAGGGUAGGGGGUGCUCAGCAGAAUCUUGCGUAGGCUGGCCCUGUUAGGAGCAUUAGAAAAAAGUACGAAAUUUGUUGCAGGGAAGCAGAUUUCAGUCACAAAGACUAAUAACACGUGAAUGUGGCUGGUUGCUGAGACAAACAAGCACGGACUUGUUUGUCAAGCCAAGACUUUUAAUAUUAAAGUUACAGGAUGUACUUACACUAAGAAAUAUUCAUAUUUAGGCCUAUAUACGGUUUUAUGUGAUCCGAAUAAUUUUCAGUAUUGUUUUUGUCUUACGCAUCAUCUGUGAGUUCCCGCAAUCUUUCUGCAAGCUUCAAACACAUUUGCAAUGAUUUUUUUCAUGAGUAAACCAUGGAUGCGCAAAUCUGGAGGGGUGACUGUAAUUGACUCCUGAUGUAAAGACCCAUCAGGGAAUAGAAUUUGCAUCUAUCCGUUACUGUAACCGCUUAAUCCCCACAGGGGUAGUGGGGAGCCUGGAGCCUUUCCCUGGAACAAUGGGCGCAGGCAGCAAACAGAACUUGAAAGUAAUAGUUAUAAUCAGCUGUGUAACAGUACACUAAAUUUAUAGUUCGAUAGGUACCUCGGUUUUGAAGUCACGGUUUGGUACGUUUUCGGUACAGUGGCGGUAAACGAAACAAAAACAUAAAUUGCUUCUUUUUUUUUUUAUUAAACAGUUUACUGGACAAAGUAUGACUGUCUUUCUUAAAAAGUCUUAAAGUCUUUUAUUUACUGCUACAACAUACUAAUGAAAAACUACAAUUUACUUAAGUAAAUCAAAAUAAAUAUUCUCUCAUGUAAAUAAAAAUAAAUAUCAAUUAAGGUGUGUCAGGGUCGCGGGUAAGCGGACGGGCAGGCGGGCAGGAAGGAUCAGACACGCAGGCAGGCAGGCGAAAGUCGGGGAAAACGGGGAUUUAUUGCGGGGAAGAUAAGAUAAGAUAAGAUAGGACUUUAUUGAUCCCACAGUGGGGAAAUUUGUGUGUUAUCACAGCUCCAGACAGAUAGCAAGAAAGAGUUACAAGAGUAGAGAAUAUAAAAAAUACAAGAAUAAGAAUACAAAAAUAAAAAUAAUAUAAAAUAAGAUAAAACACUAAUACAAUAGUAGUGCCUAUGUACACCCAUACACAGUAUGAAAUAUGGAUAGUGGGUUGUGGAAAAGUGCAAGUAAUAAUAAAUAUCAACUAUUUAACUACUAUAGCUACAAUUUACUAUUCAGGUAUUGCUGGGUUUUGGCAUGUACAUAUAUACACCCGUGCAAUGCACAUACAUCCAUACAUACAUACAUCCAAACAUUUUAAACAGAUAUGCCUCUACAUAUACGUAAACUGUAGAUGCAGAACCAUAUACAUGCACAUGGAAGGCCAGGGAAACAGCGAGGAAACAUCGGACAUCAACUAACAUCAAUGACGGACAACAGGCAAGGCAAGACGUGGACUCAAAUAGACAAGACUGGGCGAAAAUAAUUGGACACAGCUGGGCAAGAUCGGGGAAGCACGCGUGGAUAAUCAGGGGGCGAGGAUCGGACGAGCUGGGCAUGACAAGGUGCACAUUUAUAAAAUGAACUGUACCUGUUCUGUACUGCAUUCACAAAAUACAAAGCGUAACAAAAUAAAUAUCCAUUAUGGUGCAGCAUUUAAAGAAAUACCUGCACCUGUAUUCGCAUUACCAUCUUCCAGCUUCACUUUAGGACGUACAUGGGCAUGCGUAGUGGCGCGGCUUCAUCCGCCACUUCCGGAAUGUUGCUCGAAGGAACACACUGAAGUUCUGCGUUUGCUGCAUUCGUUUGGUACAUUUGCGUACCGAACCGAAAGACCUGUACCGAAAAAUUUCGUUACGAAUAUGUGUACCGUUACACUCCUAAUAGCAGUUUUAAUUACCAGAGUUAAUGUGCACAUAUUAUGGCUCAUUAUUGUAAAGCGUUUACAGGUUUGAAAUAGUAUCGGGGUAUCAGUGGGGGGCCCUGUUAGCUCACACCUCCAGGGGUUGGGGUAACUGUCCCACCUAUGUUCUGUGCAGGUGUGGAUUUAGCAGUCAUCCCCAUGCAGUUAGGCUAAUAUCUAUGAUGAAUAUUAAAGUAUGUUCAGCUAUAAAAAUAAAAUAUAAAUCAUAUAAUAACCCAAAAGUUGCCUGUAACAUGCAUAUCAUAGUGUAUAAUGGGUGUAACUGGUAAUCUUACCCUCAGAAUGGAACUUAACUAAGAAAUCGCUCAUUUCUUGCCAAGGACAAUGGUAUUGUGCCUGAAAUACAUGAAAUAUUGUUUAAAAGGAAUAUGUUUAAAAGGAAUGUAUUGUUUGUACAUUGACAUUGGUUUUAUGUAUUAAGUUAUUGGUUUAGACUGUUUUUUUCACUUAUUUUCAAUAAAUGAACUUAGUCAUUAACUUUGUGUUUUGUAUGUAAUCCUGAAUUGUUUUUGUAAAAUCCAUACACCUAUAUACUUUGUAUCUAAUUUGGUUUUGUGGUUUUUU
Messenger RNA from Brienomyrus brachyistius, 4788 nucleotides. RefSeq names its product beta-1,3-galactosyl-O-glycosyl-glycoprotein beta-1,6-N-acetylglucosaminyltransferase 4-like. The coding region runs from base 147 to 1466 and encodes 439 amino acids. The transcript is spliced from 2 exons. Gene Ontology annotation, cellular component: membrane. NCBI's taxonomy places the organism in Eukaryota, Metazoa, Chordata, Actinopteri, Osteoglossiformes, Mormyridae. Gene Ontology annotation, molecular function: acetylglucosaminyltransferase activity. The record is from RefSeq and is a predicted model, not a curated record.